AUCGCGACCCCUGUUGUGCCUACUGCGGCCGCUCUAAGCAGACGAGCUGCUCAGUCCAGAGCUGUGUGUGGUCUAGUCCAGGACUGCCCCACCUCUGCGCCGCGAGCUGGUAGGUGGAGGAGACGCGCCAUUCGAUCGAGACCUACUCACCUAGCGUCGGUUGGUCGAGGCGAUAGCGACCCAGCUGUCGAGCCUGCGAUAACGCGACUGAUACGCCGCCAACGCCGGUCGCGAACCGCGUGAGGGACGCUAGCCGCGACCACAGCGUCGGCUGGGCAGUGGUGACCGUCCCUUACGGCACCAAGGGUCAUGGAUAGACUGUGAUAGUGCCAGAGUCAGGACUGCAAAUCCGUGAUAGUGAAGAGUCAAGAAAGUGACUGCGCGGUAUCAGGACAGUGAGUCAGUGGAAGCAUCUGGUGGAAUGAGAUCGAGUUUGUGAUUGUGUCCCGACGCGGAUUGCAUUGUGAGUCAUUGCCAGUGCCGGGCAAGAGCGGUAAAUCUGACAGUGCCGGUAGAAACAGUGAUCGUGGGUUCCGAGCUUAGAACAGCGAACAGAAACAGUGAAACCGUGACAAGAUUGUUGUCAGACGCCGGGGCUGUGCUUUGUCGGGAUCUCAGCGGAGGCUACUGCCUCAACACGGGUUCCUAGCCCGCAUCUCUGCUGUGCCCGUUAUCCGCAUCGGCGAUGACUGUGUGCUUAUGUAGGUGAUGGCAGCGGCAGUGUUCCAGUGACUGGGCCACCAGAGGCCGUGUGCUGGUGACAAGUGAGCGCCGCAGCGGCUGUGGCGCUCCGCUGAGCCGCGGCGGGUCGAUCACCCGCCCACCGCCCACCGUCAUGUCUCAAAAGUACCGUGCCGAGUACUGCAGCUCGGACGACCCUGACGAGGUGGACGAGCCGACCAACUGCUGCACACACUCGGAGCCGUUCCGACCGAGCUGCUGGGACUUCUGCGUGCCGUUCCUCUACGUGGCCUCCAUGGCGGCCAGCCUGCUCAGCACCAUCCCCAUGGGCCGGGUGACGUUCAUCUGGCAGAACCGCGCCGGCCCGGCCAACCACGCCAUCUGCCCGCUGCACGCGGCCGCGCGCGACCGCGAGCACUGGGGCCAGUACGGCUCGGCGGCCUGUUACGCGGCCACUUUCCUGCCGGUGGCGCCGCUGGCCAUCGCGCUCUGCCUGUGCGUCUACCAGCUGGCGGCCGUCGUGUACGCCGAGCGGAGUCGGCAGCGGCGCUCCCCGGCCGGCGACACCGCCGUCCUGGUCGCCACACUCGUAGCCACCGUCCUAUGUCUGGCGGAGGCCGGUGUCCUCACGGAUGGCGUGCGCAACACCUGCCUCGGAUUUCAGAUGGAGGACUUUGUGUAUGAAGCGCGUGUCCGCUUCAGCAGCGUCGACGAGGUGCUCUCGUGUCGACAGGGCUUCGACAUGCGGGACCGGGACCACAUGAUCACGGCGAUGAACACCUACGGCCAGCUGAUGGCGGCGCUGGCGGGCAGCUGGCUGAACGCGGCACUGUGGCUAGCGCUGCUCACCGCCGCGCUGCGCCGCGCCUGCCACUGGUGCGGCCAGUGCGGCGGCGCCACUAGCACCGGCCGCGCGCCCAUCAAGGUGGUUCGCAGGAGACGGGGCUCACAGUUUACCGACGAGUUCCCCGAGAUCGCCAGACAGCGCCGUGAGUCGUGGGUGUGAGCUGGUGAGGCGCCGUGGGACGCGGAAAUGACCAGCGUGGACAGAGAGUGACAUACUGACAUGGCCCAUGGGUAUGUUCGGUGCCUAUUGACACCACUUUCCGGUCUGAAAGACGGGGACGCCGCAGAGCCGAGCUCUAAGCGACGGGUCACAGAGACGCGGCAGACCCUCUCCUUCGGGACCUGAACGAGUCACAAUGGUCACGGGUCACAAGGGCGUCGCAAGUCACAGUACCUGAAACGGGCACUGAAGGUACUGAAACUGACUGGCAAGGAUACGGCGAUCCCAGUUUGAAUGGCAGUCGGCAGGAUCGCCGAGACGACCGCUCCUCCUGACGUGUUGUGACAGCUCGGCUCUUCGUGAUGCUGACUACCAGAGACAUGGUGGAUUGGUUACGAAUGACGCCUGAGCUGGGCUUGCUCGAAACACCGGCUCGGCGGCAGCUUCGAAUGAUGUCGGCUCUCGAUAGUGACGGCAGUGACGUGCUGUGAUGGUUGACGAGGUGACAUAAACGACUCCUCUUCCGCCUGUGGGAAGUGACACGGUGGUUUGUGAUGGCGAGUUGCGACUGCGGUCCAAUCCUACGGUUGUUCGGGCGAUGUGUCCGUCUCGUCUUCUAACCGUUUUACCUAAACGUUGCAGAGUACCUACGGAGCGCGGGACAUGCCGGGGAACCUAAAGAAGGUGAAUUCACUUGCACCCGUCAAACCGUCACUUGAUUAUGAACCGUUUGUUGUCAUUUAGUUUCGGGCCGUCACUUACCCAUUCCCAGCACAUGUAAAUCCAGAAUCGAUUUUCAUGCACCGCCAUUCGAUCAGAUCAGUGACCCAGACUGCCAUUUAGGUCGGUUAUGUGCGCCUCACCUACUGAAAGGCGAGAGCAAUGAUCAUGAACUGUUUUGUAAUUUUGUGCCAUCGUUGUCGGUUGUAUUUGGUAACUGGCUGGCAGCGAAAUCCACUGCUCGCGGUUAGACGAAACUGUACAGUUGUAGUUGUUUGCUUAUUGCAAUUCCGGUCUCCCAUUAGUGUGAGAAAUGCUUUCGGGUGCUCGCCAAAGACAAGCCUCUUCCGGAGAGAACCCCAAAAAUGCAGACUGCGGGCAGUCAGAGCAUGGCGACAUGCUAAUCGAUGCUUAGAUGCUUUGAAGAUGUACAAACAUGUGUACAUUUACUUACGCCCAUACAUGUGUUUUGUGUGACUUUGUACCUUAGCAGGAUUUAUUGUUUUAACGUUGUGACUGCGAGUAAGCGAGGAUAGUCGUGGAACACAAUUUCGACAUUCACCAAAGUAAAUUAUGCCCGUUGUUCAUCGUGAGUCGAUUGUUACCAGGAACUUUAUUCCGUUUGCCAGCGCCAUUCAGUUGAUUCUUAUGGACCGAACAGGAAAAUGUGUUUAGUACGGUCACCUCAUGUCCGACCUCAAUCAAGCCUGUCUUUUACGUUUUUGAGCGAAAAUGAGUUACAAUGAGGAACAGGCCACGAGCUGUCUUUUACACAUUCGGAUAUUGUGUUUGUUGGGUGAUAAACGUACAAAUGCAUCAUUUCACUCAAAUGGAGGU
Amphibalanus amphitrite is the source of this 3244-nucleotide messenger RNA. RefSeq lists its product as uncharacterized. The record is from RefSeq and is a predicted model, not a curated record. NCBI's taxonomy places the organism in Eukaryota, Metazoa, Arthropoda, Thecostraca, Balanomorpha, Balanidae. The coding region runs from base 836 to 1687 and encodes 283 amino acids. The transcript has 2 exons.